Messenger RNA from Elgaria multicarinata webbii, 2746 nucleotides. RefSeq names its product EF-hand and coiled-coil domain containing 1 (gene EFCC1). The coding region runs from base 1 to 2022 and encodes 673 amino acids. The record is from RefSeq and is a predicted model, not a curated record. The transcript has 8 exons. Gene Ontology annotation, molecular function: calcium ion binding. NCBI's taxonomy places the organism in Eukaryota, Metazoa, Chordata, Lepidosauria, Squamata, Anguidae.
AUGGAGCCGUCUGAGGCGUGCGACCCUUACCGGCGGCCGGCCCGGCGGACCCAGUGGCUGGUGAGCGCGCUGGCGUACCACUACGGGCUGGACCGGGGCGUGGAGAACGAGAUCAUCGUGCUGGCCACGGGCUUGGAUCAGUACCUGCAGGAGAUCUUCCACCACCUGGACUGCGAGGGCGACGGCAAGAUCCCCGGGCAGGACUUCCAGGCCCUCUGCCGGGUGCUGGGGCUGCAGGAGGGCGGCGGCGAGGCGGCGGCCGAGCCCGAGGAGCUGGCCGGCCUCUGCGACGACCUGGCGCCCGAGCUGACCUUCCGCCAGUUCCACGCCAAGCUGUGCGGCUACUUCAGCACCAAGGCCGGCUGUCCGGCGGCGCCGGCGGGCGGCCAGGGCGGCCUGGGGGUGGCGCGCCUGCCGCUGGGCCAGGAGAGCGAGCACAUCGAGACCCAGAUCCGACUCCGCAGCCCGCUCCGCCGCCGCCGGGAGCAGAAGGCGGCGGGCGGCGCGGGACGCGGCGGCGCGGCGCACCAGAAGGGCGGCGGAACCCCCCGGGGCAGCGGCUCGUCGUCGUCGUCCUCCUCCUCCUCGUCGUCGUCUCCGCCGCCUUCUCCGCCCGCCUCGGGCCGCGACUGCCGGCGGCCGCCGGGCUCGUGCUCCCGGGAGUGCUACGAGGAGAUCGUGGCGCUGGAGCAGGCGGAGGACCGCAUCGUGAAACUCGAGGACGAAAACGCCAGCCUGCGCGAGCUGGUGGAGGAUAUGCGGGCGGCCGUGCAGAGCAGCGACGCCAGGUGCCUGGCGCUGCAGGUGGGACUGUGGAAGAGCCAUGCUCAUCAUAAGAAAAACGGGACCUGCUUUUUAGGCAACCGGAAACCAUUAACUAACAGCCAGUCCCAGACGUCCAAGUGCCUUCAAAGCGUUCUAAAGGAAGUUGAACUAAUCCGCAGUUCUAGGGAUGGACAAAUUGAAGAAGCAAUUAGGUUUAAUCAAGAACUGGAAAAAGAGCUGAGGAAUUCUCAUGAAGCUCUAGUCAACCUGGAAGACUGCAACCGCAGCCUGAAGAGGGAGCGAGCAGAAAUGAGGAGGAAGGUCGAAGAAGCGAGACACGCUGUCCUUAAUAGCCUUGAAAAAGUAAAGGAACUCGAAGUGAAAGCCCACAAAGUGCCGCAGUUGCAAAUAUAUAUCCAGCAGCUAGAAUCCGAGCUACAAUAUUAUAGGUCAAUAGUCUUAAAACUCCACCUUCCUUCCCAAGGCAGCUCAGAGCAGAAGACAAGUACAACAGUGGAUGGACAAUAUGCCUUAUCAGUUGUGCCACAAGACAGAAGUUCACCAACUGGUGGGACAGGGAUAACAGAGAAUGUGGAAGAUCAGAUGUUUCGUUCUGUGGAAGGCCAGGCUGCAUCUGAUGAAGAGGAAGAGAAAUGGACAGGAGACCAGCAAUCCCAGGUGGCUGAAGUGGAGAAACUCCUUGCCAACCUUCCCUGUUGCAGUAGCGGAUGCGAUGACCCAAUCAUGAAGAAGCUGAUGUCCUACUUUGUGAACACCAGUACGGAUGGCAGUGACAACACCAUUGUGGAACUGGUCAAGCGAGUCUCAAAGCUAACAGAACAACUUGAGAUGAAAGGCCAGGAAGCGAAAGCACUGGAAACAAAUAGGGAAGAAAUGAAAGGCCCUUUGCUAGGGGAACUGCAGCAGAAGGAGGAGGAGGCUGAAUUGCUGAAGAUGGAGUUGCAGAUGUUGGAGACAGAGAGAGUAAGGCUGUCACUGGUGGAAGAAAAGCUCUUGGAUAUUUUACAGCUACUUCAGCAACUUCGGGACCUGAAAAUAUCUAACCGUGCCUUGGGGAAAAUCUUACUGAGCACUUUGGAAUCCUGCUGUGACUCACAACAUGGAAAACCACAUAUUGAUGAAGUCUUAGAUACCCUCUACCAUGAACUGACUGCCUGUGAACUCAUUCGAAGCAAGCCUCUUGAGAAAGCUCCAGGUCCCAAAUCCUUGGCUAACCCUUUGGUUAUCUCCUGUUGAGCAACAGUGCCAUCUACAGUGUGUUAUGUUUAAUACUAUCAAGCUACAAAAACUGACGCAAAAGCACAGGGUGCCCUGCCAUCCAUGAGAUGUGUUGAACUCAAAAGCUGGAACAGCAAAAGAGAACUGAAGAAAUAUAAAAAGCUAUUUCAUACCGAUGGCCCAUGAAGUUCGGUAUAGUCAUCUGUAACUGGCAGCGGAUCUUGACCACGUUUCUCUAGGACCUAAGGCCCAGGUCUUUCUCAGGCCUUUUCCGUGAAUCCUAUUCACAUGCAGGUGCUUCGAGUUCAAACGUGAGACAUUAUGCAUACAACGCACAUGUUGUACCACUGAGCUCUGCCCCCUCACUCUGAAUACUUUACUUGAGUACAAUAUUCUUGAGAUGCUCUGUAAUUUUCCUUUUAAUUUCUAAGCAAGCCUUUAUUCAGGAGACUGCUCACUUCUCAUGAGAAUUAUUUAAUAAGUGGCAUUUUAAGCCUCUGUUACCAGUAUCAGAAAUAUACCAAUCAAAUGUAUGAAAAACAUGUUCCAACUUGCCUAUAGAACUUUACAUUCCUGAUCUUAGUAGGAGAGAUUAAUUUGUAUUUUGUUUAAUUAUCUGUUUCAAUGCAGCAGGGUGCCUUCCUUUGAGCAUCUAACUGGUGGGCAAAAAUGAUGCUCUUAACAUAAAAUGCAAAAAUAUGAGUGUAUAAUAAAAAAUAUAUAGCAAGGUUGCUGAUACCUU